AAGCUCAAGAUUAAAAAAUAAUAAUUCAUAAACUCCUUUCAAAAGGUAACUAUUGAAAUUCAAAUCUAAUGGAAACUAUUCUGAUCGAGGUGCUUCAUAAUAGGAGUGCUAGGGUGAAAUCGAAUCUCGAAAGUGUUGUUACAACCUGAUGUAUGAGCUUCGACUCCAAAGUCCAGGUUUUGCACAAGAAAAACAAAAUCAGUUAACUUUCUUUUUCCGUCGUGAUUUAUGGGACGGAAUGGCCGUUUCCUUUUCUUCAGCGGCUUCGGAAUUCCUUGGCAAAAGAUUGUAGGAGAAAGUAGCUGUGAUGAAGUAAGCCACCACGCCGGUAUAUCCCCCCAGCAACAAGCAGAGAGGCUGGGCAAUUAGGAAGAGACAGGCCACAUUCACAGCGGCUCGAUUAUCCAGUAUUAGUUCAUUUUUUUUGCAGCUGCUGACGACUUUGUAAAAGUAAAUCAAAGCGACCAGUGCAAAUACAGUCUGAUCGUGCAUCAUUGUGUUUCUUUUCGAGAAGAAAAUGGAACAGACUGCAGAUUUCCUCUUUUCCGUGUCACCGAGAUCGCGUGUAAUAGAUUGGGACCUCUGUUCCUCACAGUAAGGCAGGCAACCUUUAAUUGCCGUCCCUUGGCUUUGUUGUGGUGUGACGUUGAUGCUGAGAGAACCAGCCUGGAAUUACUGGAUGCCGAUGGAAGACGCGAUGGACAAAUUCGAUGAUAUGGCUUCUGUGAGCGAAUUCGACCCUAUCCAAGGAAGCAUUCCGGCCACUAAAGUGGAGAUUACCGUCUCCUGCAGGAAUCUUUUGGAUAAAGAUACAUUCUCAAAAUCUGAUCCAUUUUGUCAAAGUACCUUUGGGACCUUAAAACCCCGGAAUACAGAACCUACUACUGUAAAAAGGGGGCGUGGCUUGGCCUCCAACACUGAUUAUACACUUCGCUGGAACACCCCCAGAACAGGUACACUCCGGAUUUCUCAGGAAACCAGAUUCAGAAGCUCAGGCCAGAAAUGUGGAGCGUCUGGGCAAGUAUGUGUUCUAUAUGUACAAGGAAUUGAGACGAUUCAGUGGAGAGAGUUUGGAAGAACAGAAGUAAUCGACAACACCUUAAAUCCCGACUUUGUACGGAAGUUCAUUCUCGAUUACUUCUUUGAAGAACGACAAAAUCUCCGAUUUGAUUUGUAUGAUGUUGAUUCAAAAAGCCCAGAUUUAUCAAAACAUGAUUUUCUGGGACAGAUGUUCUGCACCCUGGGGGAGAUUGUGGGCUCAUCAGGAAGCCGAUUAGAGAAACCACUAAUCGGAAUUCCAGGAAAGAAAUGUGGGGCAAUCAUACUGUCAGCUGAAGAACUUGGGAAUUGUCGGGAUGUUGCAACAAUGCAAUUCUGUGCCAAUAAACUUGACAAGAAAGAUUUCUUUGGAAAGUCUGAUCCUUUCAUGGUUUUCUAUAGAAGUAAUGAAGAUGGAACCUUCACAAUUUGCCAUAAAACAGAAGUGGUGAAAAAUACCCUGAAUCCUGUGUGGCUACAGUUCUGUAUUCCAGUGAGAGCCCUCUGCAAUGGUGAUUAUGAUAGAACAAUCAAGGUGGAGGUAUACGACUGGGACAGAGAUGGGAGCCAUGACUUCAUUGGAGAGUUUACAACAAGCUAUCGAGAACUUGCCAGAGGCCAAAGUCAGUUCAAUGUUUAUGAGGUAAUAAAUCAAAAAAAGAAAAUAAAGAAGAAGAAAUAUGUUAAUUCAGGAACAGUUACAUUGUUAUCUUUCACAGUUGAAUCUGAGCAUACAUUCCUCGAUUAUAUUAAAGGAGGAACACAGAUAAAUUUUACAGUGGCUAUUGAUUUCACAGCUUCUAAUGGAAAUCCAUCUCAGUCCACCUCAUUACACUAUAUGAAUCCUUACCAGAUGAAUGCAUAUGCAAUGGCACUGAAAGCAGUGGGGGAAAUCAUUCAGGACUAUGACAGUGAUAAGAUGUUUCCAGCUUUGGGAUUUGGAGCUAAACUGCCUCCUGAUGGAAGAGUUUCACAUGAGUUUGCUUUGAAUGGCAACCCUGACAACCCAUAUUGUAAUGGUAUUGAAGGAAUUCUUGAAGCAUAUCACAGGAGCCUCAAAACAGUGCAGCUUUAUGGACCAACAAACUUUGCACCAGUGAUUAACCAUGUAGCAAGAUAUGCAACAGCAGUACAAGAUGGCUCACAGUACUUUGUUCUGCUCAUUAUAACAGAUGGAGUUAUCUCAGACAUGGCACAGACUAAAGAAGCUAUUGUUAAUGCUGCUAAGCUUCCGAUGUCAAUUAUUAUUGUUGGAGUUGGACAAGCAGAAUUUGAUGCAAUGGUGGAAUUGGAUGGUGAUGACAUCAGAGUAUCUUCACGAGGGAAACUUGCAGAGAGAGAUAUUGUACAGUUUGUGCCAUUUCGAGAUUACAUUGACCGCACAGGAAACCAUGUGCUUAGCAUGGCUCGACUGGCUAAAGACGUUCUGGCUGAGAUUCCAGACCAGUUUAUUUCCUACAUGAAAACCCGAAGCAUCAAGCCCAAUCCUGCCCCACCACCAUAUACACCUACAGGCCUUGGUGUCCACACACAGAUCUGACAAGCAUCAUUUCUGGGAUACUUAAACUUGCCAGGAACGGCUUGUGAUGUUUAAUGUGUUGAUUAUUCAUCUGCUGUAGCCAGAUGCCAAGAAAGCAGAACAUCUUGAGAAGUUUCUUGUACUCAAUCGUAAGAUUUGUUCUACAAGUACAAUAUUGUUGAGUGAUUGAGGUUAACCAAAAUAAAGGGUCCCGAUCCAUAUUCUUUGAAGACAGAAUAACAAAGAGAGUUGUGAAGACUUCUGCUGGAGUUUCAGAAGGGUUUGACUGUGAGUCCACUCAAGGAGUGAAGUUGGAUAAAAUGUGUGGAAUAUAGUGAGUAGAAAAUGCGGAAUAAGUUGAGGACUUGCAGAUGGUUUACUUACUGAAUAUUUUGAUGACAUUGGUACCAUUUAAAAAUUGUCUGUUUUGUCUCUUGAAGUUUACAAAUUGAUUCUUUGUACAAUCUGAAUGGUUUAUAUAAUACAGAAACUCUUUUAGUCAAUUGUUUGGAAAAUCAAUAGGAAUUUCUCAUGUUUCAUUGUUUACUGCAUCUUACUAGUGGGUUUUUUUUGUAGCUUUAGUGAUUAGUUUUAGAGUUCCUUUAGGCCAAACGAGUUAAAAAGAAUUAUAAACUGCUCAAUGUAAAUUCUAUAGCCUGAGCUAUACCAGACCAUGCAAAUACAAUAGAUAUGAAAUUGAAGGUUAUAAUUACAGUUAUAAAGAAUGAUUUAUUUGAUCUGCUUUGCACAAAGUAGAGUACUUUCUCUUUGACAUAAAGAACAGAAAUUUCAACUUCCACAUGUGUGUAAACUGAGCAGCGUUUGGCCACCUAUAACACAAGGUGUUAAUAACUUUAGUAACUAAGUGAUUGAGGAAAACUGUAAAUGGCAUCUUUAAAAUCAUUCAAAUUUCUAGUUUCAAUAUAAUGUCUACUUUUUGUGAUACAUUGUUUAAUCUUAAUUUCAAAAUUCACAUUAUACAGUUACUAUCUGUUAAUUUCAACAUCAUGAACAUGGCAUUAACAACAUUGGUAAUAACAUUAACAUUUAAAAAACUAUGUGGAUUAUUCAUUCAGACACCAUUUACAGUUCCCUUCUAUCAUGCACAUAACUGAAGUUUUAAAUUGCCCAAGGAGUUGAGAAAAAUCUUGGACAGUUUGCCUGGCUGUCCUUUCAAUUGGCUCCAAUAGAAAAGGGGAUCAAAUGGGUAUCCUACUGAUGCACUAUUGCUCCCCUCCAGUUGAAAAUUCUGCUUGAAGUGGGUAAAUUUUCAAUUGUGCUUAACUUAGGAUUGUACUAAAUCAAACUUUAUUUGAAUAUGGAUUAUAAAUCAGAUCAAUACAGUAAUUUCUGUCAUCCAAUCUAGCCCUAAUCCUGUGGAAAAAAAACAUUCUAUAAUACAUUGACAAUCAAUAAAUAGAUUGUAACAAACGUUUUGUAUGUAGAUCUAGUUAGAAGCACAAUUACUGCACGAAAAACACUGCAGCAUAAUUACACUGAUUUGUAGCUUGAUUCAAAAUUAUCUUUAAACAGUGAGAGUUUAUAUUUGCAUGCAAAUUAAUGUUUUAUUCUUAAUGCGGCCUUGUUAGUUUAAGAUGUAUGUGUAUCCAUUCAUUUGGACAGACCUAUUCUGUGGCCUGCCUUUUUAUCUAUCUCAAAAUCAGAUCUUUACAUUUUUGACACUUGUAUAUUGUUCUCAAUAUAACAUUUCUGAUAUAGCUUCACACAGAACCUUAAGUCAGUAAGUGACUGUGUAAAGUUUUUUUUAUUUUUAAAACAAUUUGACAAUCUGACUAAUCAAAGGUGCAAAAAAGAUAAUAGGUUCAACUUGUGGCACUUCGUAUGUGCCAUUCUUGUAGAACAACCAAACUGCUGGCCUAUCGAAAUGACUAAAAAAAAAUUUUCCCUUAUUUCCAGCAUUGGUUGCAUUAGAUAACAAUGAGAAAUCUGCUUAAUCUAACUCUGGACAGCCUCAACUGUACAAUUACAUUGCAUGUUCUGAUCCUUACUAAUGCACAAGAUACUCAGUUUUCUUGCAGUACAAAAGGCUACAGCGAAAUUCUUGAUGAGCAAUGUUACUUUGGAAGAACAAAUGUUAUAACUGUGAAACACUGCUUGUCAAAAGACUGUUGCAUGAACAAAACUGCUGAGCAGAUUUUUGCCCUGAAAGACGGCAUUCAGAUCCCAAGAGCUUUUUUUAACCAAGUCUCUUGGCAGAAUGAGAUCUACAUGCACAACAUAUUCGAUCAAUCUGUUCUCUACUUACUGACUAUAGAGAGUAGAAUCAGCAUAAUUCUCAUAUUUAGAUCUUGAUACUGAUGGUGAAGUACAUAUCAAAGGCUCAGAAUCAGUUUAGAAAAUGGAAUUGGACAUUGCCUUCGUCAAAACUAGGCAGAAAAAUAUAAACCACUUAGUCUAUCAGGAAGGACCAUUUUUCCGUCGUCUCAAUAGUAGCCUGAGGCAUCUAACUGAAGCAAAUCCACAAGCAAACCCUAUAAAUUCAUCCUGUUACAUCAAUUUCAUGUUAAUUGGGGCAAGUUUACCCAUCAGUUGUGGAAAGGACAAAGAGAUUGUCCAUGUGCCGUACAAUGUCAUGUAUUGGGAGCUGGGAUCUCAAAUAUCGUAGAUCUUCUGGUCUUUGGAUUGUUGAUAUCUGAAGAUAUGGCCUAAGAUGGAAUCCAGUGGAAGUGCAACUUGCUGACAUUGGUGGGAAUUGUCCAUGAAAUUUGAACUUCAAAUCGACAAAUCUGUAACCAUCUCCAAAAGGUUUCCCUCUCUUUGUUUGAGUAGGAAACUUUGGUCAGUUCUGAUGUAUUUACUUGAAUAGUUUCCAAGAAAAUGCUAGUCAGAAAAAAAUCCUAGUCUGACCCUAGGAUAACCACACAACUGACUUCCCCAAUCUCUCACUCUGAUCCUUUAGUUCCCCACUUGACACCCCAACUACUCUCCUGCUUCCCUGACAAUCCCUGACUUGACUAUCCUCUGACCACAUGAUUAACAUCCCCAAUUGCCUGACUAACACCCCUGACUCAACCUGACUAUCCCAAUUGACCAUCCUAUCCACUGCCACCUCACUCACUUGCCAUGAAGCCAUUUGUAUCACCACCUUACUCAUUUAUGCCUACCAAAGUCACUCAUUCAGAAACAUUUAUAUUGGACAUAAAACUCACCAUACAGCAGCUAGCACUGCAAAAAGAGAACAUGGUUUGUCCUUGUAUCCCUUUCAUCUCAUGACACUCCUGCAGCUCUUUAACUGACAAUAAAAUCCAAAUUUCUGAAGAGACCGGGCUAGGAACACCCAACUAGAAAGAAGAACCAGUUUAGAUAGACAAACAUAACAGCAGAGCAGCAAUCAAACGAUGAUUGUCACUCUACAGAAGAUUGGGAUCAUCAAGAAUCAAUAUUAGCACAAUAGACUUUACCUGCAGAAUGUUAAUACUUGUUCCCAAUCUACAAAUUGCAUCUAUUCCAGCCAUAAACUAUAGCUCUUAGGCAAUAUUAUUGUCUUGGAUACCAACUUCUCGGAAAUAUUUUUGAAUUAAGCAAAAGCA
Molecule: messenger RNA, 6108 nt
Organism: Chiloscyllium plagiosum (whitespotted bambooshark)
Lineage: Eukaryota; Metazoa; Chordata; Chondrichthyes; Orectolobiformes; Hemiscylliidae
Source: RefSeq, a predicted model, not a curated record